Cadophora gregata is the source of this 765-nucleotide messenger RNA. RefSeq lists its product as uncharacterized. Lineage: Eukaryota; Fungi; Ascomycota; Leotiomycetes; Helotiales; Ploettnerulaceae. The record is from RefSeq and is a predicted model, not a curated record. The transcript has a single exon. The coding region runs from base 1 to 765 and encodes 254 amino acids.
AUGUGCGAUCUUUCUCUGAAUCAAAGGGCGUCUGCUAAAGCUGCCCUUCCUCAAAUCGAACAUCUUUCCCUCUCAACUCUCCCAAUCGAACUCCGACAACACAUCUACAGUUACAUCUACACCGAACAUACCAACGUCCCUCUAAGCCGCUUUCCCUACUCAGACUACAAUCACACCGGCUGUCGCUGUGGCGAAGGGCUCUCCCUCACGAACCGAUUAUUUUACUUCGAGACCAGACAUCUCUUCUACGACCAUGCUCGUUUUUCUUUCAAAACACCCGUGUCCUGCAAACGCUUCCUAGAUGGCAUCGGACCUCACAUCAAAGAUCUCGGUGCUCUAGUCAUCACACUCGAAUACAAUGAGAUACACCUGCUGCGCAGCAUAUUCAAUAACUUCCCAUCUGAGUCUAGCUUGCACACUCUGUAUCUUGAGUAUACCAGUCAAUCUGCUUGGCCGACACCAGGCCCUAUAUAUUUGCCGUCUGUACAGGAGAAAGAUGCGAGUAUUACGUAUGAUGUGAGAUUCAGACCCGAGUUACAUCCGUUGUCGAAGUUGAAAUCUAUGAGGAAAAUCACAGUCAUUGGCGAUAUUGAAAGCCAGGAGGUGCAAGAGGCUGUUGUUAAGCUGAGUUUGAAGAUUGAAGAUGCGGCUUGUAGAGAUGGCGCGAUGGCUAAGAAGAUAGAGCUUGUUGAGCUCACGUAUUUUGGGAAACCCCAGAUAUGGUUCAGCAUCGAACACCCCGCACUGAAUGCGGUAUCAAUUUGA